GUUUUUUUACCGUGUAGGAGUAAUUCUAAUCAGCUGAUUAGAAUCGUUCCAUAGAUUCCCUGUAUCCUGAUUCCUGUUAGCUACAUACCUUAUUCCAGCUCAAUGAAAAGAAUUUAGUUCGCUUUAAUAAUGAAAAAAACACGUAAAGAAUGUAUUGCACUGAAUUGCAGAACUAGUGGAAUUGUUACAAGACCAUACGCUGACGAUGGACUUUGGUUAUCAGUGCUAUUAACAUUAAGUCUUACGGUUAAUGUAUGGAACCGUGAUCCACAACAAGUAGAGUUGGCAUACAAACAAACAGCAAUCUUGAGCUUUGGAUUGUUCAUACAUUCAUUCUGCAUAUUCCUAUCUCUGUGUCGUCAAAUACCUACAUGUGUGAUUGGAAAAUGUGUAUACACCACAUUCACCAUUGUAGUUACUUGUACCAUUUUCCGGGUUUGCUUGAAAGAUAAUGCAAUUAUCAGCAUAAUAAGCAGUUUUGGAAUUGUUUUAUAUGACCGGAUUUAUCAUAAAGUUUUGAAGGAAAUGCCAAAAAGUUUCACACUCGGUGAAGCAACUAUCGUUUGCCAAGGAAUUGUUCUUUUUCUAUACAACACAUUUCUCAAUGUACCGCGGAUAUUCAUUGACAUAGAAAUUUCAAAUGAUACUACCUAUAUACCACAUCCAGUUCUACAAAUCAUUUUAAUGGGAAUCGGUAUCAUUAUCAUGUUGUGCUAUCUUAUCCCAUUGUUUCGCAUCAGUUUCUGUUUUUGGUUACUAUCUCUGAUAGUUAUUAUAGGAACAGCGCUGUUUCCGAUUUUUGGAGAACCAACCGCGUUGAUUUUGUUCAAGUUUGUCUUCAGUGAUGCUCAACGUAUCACGCUGGUGGCUCUGUAUGUAGCACUACUGGUUGUUUCAAGUUUCUUUGUGGUAUGGCAAAUGGAUCGUCGCAGCAGCGUUAAUACGGCGAGUCGAAAAGUAUUCCACGUUCUUGUGCUUUUUGUAUAUAUACCCGGACUCUGGUUUCAGUGCAACCUGCUGUACUUAGCAACUGGACUGAUGCUAGCAUUACUGAUUCUGCUUGAAACAGCAAGAAUCAUCAGACUUAGACCAAUUCACGAAGCACUGGAGAGUGCAGUACGAUGCUUCGUCGAUGAGAAAGAUGCAGGUUGUAUAGCACUUACACCGAUUUAUCUAUUGGUUGGUUGCUCUCUGCCGAUAUGGUUACAUCCUGUUCCAUGCGACCUAACAGACUCAGCUGGGCGCAACUUAAUUAAGCUGCUAGCUGGCAUUCUAUCCGUUGGAAUCGGCGAUACAAUGGCUAGUGUGUGUGGUUAUUAUUUCGGGAAACACAAGUGGCAAGGAUCCAGAAAAUCAGUAGAAGGAACUGUAGCGAGUGCAGUUUCUCAAUUUGGCCUACUUUUUGUGAUUUUUAAACUAGGUUCCGUAUAUUUUAGUACACUGAAAGCCGCCACAGCAGGUUCUGCGAUUAUCAUCAAUGCCCUGGUCGAGGCAAAAACAACUCAAGUAGACAAUCUAGUCUUACCGUUGGUGACUUACAUUAUUUUAAGCACUGUAUAAAUAUGACAUGGUCCUCCAAAUAA
Topomyia yanbarensis is the source of this 1583-nucleotide messenger RNA. It is a transcript of the gene Dolk, whose product is annotated as dolichol kinase. Gene Ontology annotation, molecular function: dolichol kinase activity. NCBI's taxonomy places the organism in Eukaryota, Metazoa, Arthropoda, Insecta, Diptera, Culicidae. The transcript is spliced from 4 exons. Gene Ontology annotation, cellular component: endoplasmic reticulum membrane. The coding region runs from base 130 to 1560 and encodes 476 amino acids. The record is from RefSeq and is a predicted model, not a curated record. Gene Ontology annotation, biological process: dolichyl monophosphate biosynthetic process.